AAAUUGAAAAAAAAAAAAAAAGAAGCCCAAAAGAAAUGUCCAAUUUGACAAAAAGCCCUCUUUUCUGUUAGUUCGUCAUCGUCUUCAAGCCCACAUCACUCUCUCUCUCUCUCUCUAGCAGAGUUCGCAUAGUUUCUCUCUUUCUCUCUCUCUCACCUCGAAAAACACCAACAACAAAAAACAACAUCAAAUAACAAAAUCACCCUUCGUUUUUCUUCAACUUCUAGAGAGAGAAACUAAACGUAACCCCAAUUACUACUCACGGAUUCUAUUUAUCAUCACCUAUACUUGUUCUGAUUCCAUGGCUUGCAUUUCUAGGGCUAAUUCCUUCUUCUUUCGUUCAUUAUAGACAAUAUUCCUCUUUUUUUGCAAAACCCUAGAAAACGAAUUCGAGUUGGGAGUUUUCUUCAAUUCUCCUCAAUUGUGCCCUAGUUUCCAAUUUCACCGAAUUUUUUUACGUUCAGAUUCUGUAUUAGAUGGGAAGUGAAGCUCUUAGAUAUUAAGGGCGGGAAUGCAUGGAUGUAACUCCGGAUCUGCUCAUGUUGUAAAUGCUGAGGUUGAUUCCAUGGGAGGUGUUGUGGACGGCGGAGUUGGUAUAGGUUUGAAAACCUCUCCGCGCCGAGUAGCAAUUGAGAAGGCUCAAGCAGAGCUCAGGCAGGAGUAUGACGUUCGUGAAGAAAGAAGAAGGGAGCUAGAAUUUCUUGAAAAAGGCGGGAACCCUCUGGACUUUAAGUUAGGGAAUGCUGCUUCUGUUAGUGUUCAGUCUACUUCACUCACUGAUCAACAUCAAGAACAGUUUGUGACCAGUGAAGCAAAAGGUAGUUUUGUAUUGACUGCCUCCCCUCAUGGCGAUUCUGUCGACAGCAGUGCUAGACCAGGCGCUCCUUCUAUCAGUGAGCCAAAUACUGCUGAUAACCUCUUACUUUUUGAUGGUGAGAAUGAGUUGCCCGAAGGAGAAAAGCGAUCUUUACAUUCAAAUAGAAGAAAUAAUAUUGCUCCUUCAGAACAGUCUUCUCAAAUUGGUGUGAGUCAAAAUACUAAAGAGACCGAAGAUUCUGCUAUUUUCCGCCCAUAUGCACGAAGGAACAGAUCGAGACCAAAUCACGGUCCUCGGGGGGGUUCAAGGGAUGGGAAGGGUUUGUUAUCCGAUACAAACAAACAAAAGGAUCAAAAUGUACCAUCCGUUUCUAAGCCAAAGCCUGUUAGUUUAAAUGGCGAGAUAUUUGUUAAAGACCCAGCAACAAGUGAUCCAUUGGAUAAUGAAAUAAUGGGUCUUCGAACUCAUCAAACAAAUAGUGUUAGUACUAGUCUUGCUGCAGACAAAUUAGAUAUUACGUUGAAUAGAAACUUCAAAGAAGAUCAACGUAUUGUACCUUCUCAGGAUGAUACUGUACAUAACCCACUUGUCUUGGCUUUUGGCAAAGCUAGUGCAGGUGGAGAAAGGAACCCAGGAGCUUCAGGUGAACUUGAGCUUUCACCUCGUGUAGCUGCUGCACAACCUGUAGAUGAAUCCUGUCCUGGUCAGACAAAUGGUUUUGGCAACAUAAAAGUGGACAGGAAAGGUGCACCAACCGAAGACCAAAAUAGCAGUGUUGCAGUAGGCCUGAAGAGUUUUGAUCCAGAGUCCUGUUGUGCGCAAACUAGUUUAGCUAGAGAUGUAAAUAAUGAUACUGAUAUGUGUACUAAUACAAAAAAUGCUGAUGCAAAUGGAACUGCUUUGGAACAAACUUUAUUUGAGAAGAAACUAAGUUCAACUGCUUCUGAAGCUGUAAAAGAAAGGAGUAAGACAAACAUUGGUGAAAAUGGUACUACUGCUAAGAAUGAACAUGCUGCUGGUUAUGUAAACCAUUCUGGUAGUGGUAGUAACAUAAAAAAUGAAGAAGACUUCCAUAUGAAUAGUUCUAGCAUGCAAAACAAGUUGAAGGAUUCUUCUAGUAUUAGAGGACACCAUAGCAAUGACAGUACUGUAUUGAAGGCUGAUAAAGGGGAAAGUGUUGUCAUGGUGGAUCAUUCCAAUUCCACAAAGGAUGACAACUGUGAAAGGCUUCAAGUUUCUAAGGAUUUGUCAAUUGCUACAAAUCCUCAAAGUACUCUGGCUGACAAGGUUACCACUGCUGCAUCUGACUGUCAACCAUGUUCUCCGCACCACUUGAAGUUAGCAGACAAGGCUCACGAGGAUUCUAUUUUAGAAGAGGCUCGUAUUAUAGAGGUCAAGCGGAAGAGGAUUAUGGAGUUAUCUGCUCACGCAUUACCCUCACCGAUCCUUCGAAAGUCUCAUUGGGAUUUUGUCCUAGAAGAAAUGGCAUGGUUGGCAAAUGAUUUUGCACAGGAGCGUCUUUGGAAGACAACUGCUGCUGCGCAACUCUGUCAUCAGGCAUCUUUUACUUCUCGGUUAAAAUUUGAAAAGCAAAACAAGAAUCUGGAGAUGAAAAUUUUGUGCCACUCCAUGGCAAAAGCUGUCAUGCAGUUUUGGCAUUCAGUUGAGUUACUACUUGACAAAGAUGUCCCUGAACAUAACUGUAUUGGCGGUGCAGUUGAAUCUGAGAAAGUUGAUUCGAAUGAAGUUUCUAGGGAUAAGCGGAAAAACUCUGAAAUGGAAUCAAGUAACUGCUUGGAGGGACAAAAUGCCAGGAAAAAAUUGGGACUCAAAGUGCAUUCCUAUGCUUUGCGGUAUAUAAUGGAUAGUAGGUCGCAUGGAAUUUCCUCUCAAGCAGAAGCACCAGCAACUCCGGAUAAGAUAUCUGAUUCCGGUACUGUUGACAUGUCAUGGGAGGAAAAUCUUACGGAAGAAAGUCUUUUCUAUACAGUUCCUCCCGCUGCCAUGGAAACAUACAGAAAAUCCAUUGAAUCUCAUUUUGUAUUGUGCGAGAAAACUGGUAGUAGCAUUCAUGAAGAAGUUGAAACAUCCAUAUAUGAUACUGCAGCAGAGUUUGGGUGUGAAGAGGUUGCAUACGAUGAAGAUGAAGGAGAAACCAGCACUUAUUAUUUGCCUGGUACCUAUGAGGGUAGAAGAUCAUCUAAGCCGGUACAGAAGAAACACAAACAUAGGAUGAAAUACACGCAUAGGUCCAAUGAAAUUGGAACUGAUAUGCCUUAUGCGCACUAUUCAACUGGAGCUCAUCCGUCCACACUAUAUGGAAACAGGCCUGCUAAUUUAAAUGUUGGUACAAUAACGAAACGCACACGUACAGCUUCUCGGCAAAGAGUUGUGAGUCCGUUUUCUGUGGUCGCUGGGACAGUACAGGCUCUUGCUAAGAUAGAUGCUACUUCAAGUGGAGAUACCAAUUCCUUUCAGGAUGACCAAAGUACUUUACAUGGUGGAUCACAGCUCCAGAAGGGUAUGGAGGUAGAGUCGGUUGGAGAUUUUGAAAAACAGUUACCUUAUGAUUGUGGUGAAACAUCGGUUAAACCAAAGAAAAAGAAGCCUAAGAAUAUGGGUUCUGCAUAUGAUCCGGGAUGGCAGUUGGAAUCUGUUGUUCCAAGUGAACAGCGGGAUCAUUCCAAGAAGAGAUCGGAUAGUCAUCACUUUGACUCCAAUGGAAAUAGUGGUUUGUACGGGCAACAUAUUGGGAAGAAGCCAAAGAUGACAAAGCAAUCGCUUGAAACUUUUGAAAAUAUUUCUCCAAUAAAUAAUUCUAUUCUCUCCCCAGCUGCUUCGCAAAUGAGUAACAUGUCCAAUCCAAAUAAAUUGAUUAGAAUCAUUACUGGACGAGAUAAGGGAAGGAAAGCCAAACUACUGAAGAAUUCUGCUGGAGGACAGCCUGGUUCUGGAACUCCUUGGACACUAUUUGAAGAUCAGGCUCUUGUUGUCCUGGUUCAUGAUAUGGGUCCUAACUGGGAGCUUGUAAGUGAUGCUGUCAACAGUACUUUACAAUUUAAGUGUAUCUUUCGGAAACCAAAAGAAUGCAAGGAGCGUCACAAGAUUUUAAUGGACAAAAGUGCUGGUGAUGGUGCUGAUAGUGCUGAAGAUUCAGGGUCUUCUCAAUCAUACCCAUCAACACUACCUGGAAUUCCAAAGGGUAGUGCCAGGCAGUUGUUUCAACGUCUACAAGGGCCAGUGGAGGAGGAUGCACUGAAGACCCAUUUUGAUAAAAUUAUCAAGAUUGGGCAGAAGCAACGUUACCACAGGAAUCAGAAUGAUAACCAGGAUUUAAAACAACUAGCACCUGUCCAUAAUUCUCAUGUGAUUGCUCUCUCCCAAGUUUGCCCAAACAACUUGAAUGGAGGACUUUUGACGCCACUUGAUCUUUGUGAUACAAAUGCAACAAGCCCAGAUGUGCUAUCCCUUGGGUAUCAAGGUUCUCAUGCUGCUGGUUUAGCAUUACCAAACCAUGGUUCUGUACCAUCAGUUCUUCCCUCAUCUGGGUUAAGCUCUUCCAACCCGCCACCUUCUGGUAUGAGUCUUGGCAACAACUUGUCAUCGCCAUCUGGUCCAAUGGCAGCCUCUGUCAGGGAUAGUAGAUAUGGAGUUCCUAGAGGUGUACCAUUAUCAGUUGAUGAACAGCAGAGAUUACAACAAUAUAAUCAGUUGAUAUCCGGCAGAAACAUGCAACAGUCUAGCAUGUCUGUUCCUGGAUCUCAUUCAGGAAGUGACCGUGGUGUUCGGAUGCUGUCUGGUGCAAAUGGUUUGGGCAUGAUGGGUGGGAUUAACAGAAGCAUUGCAAUGGCAAGGCCAGGGUUUCAAGGAAUGGCAUCAUCAUCUAUGCUUUCAUCUAGUAUGGUGGGGAUGCCAAGCCCUGCAAAUAUGCACUCUGGAGUUAGUGCCGGACAAGGAAACUCAAUGCUGAGACCUCGUGAUAAUGUACAUAUGAUGAGGCCGGGCCAUAAUCAAGGACAUCAAAGGAAAAUGAUGGUUCCAGAACAUUCAAUGCAGGUCACCCAAGGGAACAGCCAAGGCAUGCCCGCUUUUAGUGGGAUAAGUUCUGCUUUUAAUAGUCAGACAACUCCCCCAUCUGUUCAGCAAUACCCAGGACAUGCCCAGCAACCUCAUCAACUAUCUCAGCAACAGUCUCAUCUCAGCAAUUCCCAUCCACAUCUUCAAGGUCCAAAUCACGCUACAAAUUCACAACAAGCCUAUGCUAUCCGAUUGGCAAAGGAAAGGCAACUGCAGCAGCGUUAUCUUCAGCAGCAGCAGCAACAGCUUUCUGCGACAAAUGCUUUGAAUCCACAUGGUCAGGCACAGGCCCAACUUCCCAUAUCACCACCUCAGCAAAAUAGUUCCCAGGCCCAACCACAAAAUUCAUCUCAGCAAGUAUCUCAUUCCCCUGCAACACCAUCAUCUCCUUUGGGUCCAAUGUCAUCUCAGCACCAACAGCAGAAACAUCAUUUGCCACAACCUGGAUUCAGUAGAAACCCUGGUUCUAAUGUUACCAGUCAAGCAGUGAAGCAACGGCAACGACAGGCACAGCAGCGGCAGUAUCAACAACCUGCUAGGCAGCAUCCUAAUCAGCCACAGCAUGCACAGCCUCAACCACAGGCCAAAAUUUUGAAGGGAAUAGGACGAGGAAACAUGUUGCUCCAUCAGAACAAUCCUGUGGAUCCUUCUCACAUAAAUGGAUUAUCUGUAGCUCCAGGAAGCCAACCUAUUGAGAAAGGGGAUCAAGUCACGCAAAUGUUGCAAGGUCAAUCCUUAUAUGCUGGAUCUGGUUUAGAUCCUAAUCAACCACCCAAGCCAUUAGGUCCUGCUCAUCCUUCUAAUCAUUGCCAAUUGCAGCAGAAGCUACAUUCUGGAUCUACCAGUUCUUCAUCAAAGCAACAUCAGCCAUCAGUAUCUCCUUCUGACAGUAACAUACAAGUUCAGGUUUCACCGGUUGCUUCAGGUCAUAUAACUACAACACAGCCUGCUGUUGUUUCUCCCAACCAUCAUCAACUGCAAAUGCAAUCUCAGACGCCGUCUAAGCAAAUUAAUCAAACACAACUAAAUGUUCAGAAAACAUUGCAACAUAACUGUCAGGUGCAUUCUGAGUCGUUAAGCAUGUCUCAAACAGAUUCACUUAAAAUUGAUCAACAGCCUGGAAAUAGUGCUUCUCAAGUCAGUACAGGCACUUCAAUGUCUCAGGGAUCUAUGGAUUCAACUAGUGUGUUAGCAGUUGCUCCUGUGUCCUCUCAGAGGAAAACUUCAGAACCAUCAUUUGAUUCCCCCAAUCCCAAUCCAGUUACUCAAGUGAGCUCUUUGGAGAGCACAUCUGUUGGAAAUUCAGCUGCAACUGAGCCACCAACUGUUAACCCUGGGCUGGGCCCACGGAAGUUAUCGGCUAACUUGCCUUCUCAUGCACAUAAUUCUGGGGCACAGUGGCAGCAUCAUCAGUCUUUGCCUCUUAAACAACAGUCUUCGUUGCAACCAAAUCUGUCUCAACAGUCAUGCCAACAAACGGAACAUCAGCCGCAGCAACAGGAGGAGGAGCAACAUUUUCCCAAAGAUGUGGCUUUGCAACAUCAAGUACAAAAUCUACAACCAGCACAGAGCAGUUUGCUUAUACGUCCACCUAACUCUACAGUAGAAUAAUGAUUUCUGAUGGAUGGAGCAGCUUUGAGUUUGCUCGGUUCUGUCAGAACUAGAAAUCUUUAGGCCCUUUUGUCAGCACUGUACAGAUGAAGCUGGUCAUUCAUGUGGGCUUUUGAAUAUGGAGAUGGAUAUCCAUUGUUUACUGCAGGUCCUGUUAAAUGAUUAACAAAAUUUAUAUUGGUAGGCAUCAUCACAUGCUUUAUUCUUGUUUCGAAUGUCUUGUAUAUUACCACUGUUCUUAGAGGGUUUUUCCCAUUUUCUUUUUUUGAAAGAGACGAAGAUAGAGGUAUGUGUACAGGGUCGUCUCUUCUUGUACUUUCCCCCUCUUUUAUUUUCCUUGUUCUCCCUGCCAUCAUGCAGAGGAACAUUUUUUUGUUCUGUUAGUUUAGAUUAUGUAUUAUUAUACCCUGUUAGAUGAUUGGGUAGCAAUCAUUUUUAUGAGCAAAAGCCAAUUCAAAGUUUUGUGAAUACAAUAUUUCUGAUAUAUGCACUAAUGGAUAGUGUUUACUUAUUCAA
Messenger RNA from Trifolium pratense (red clover), 7021 nucleotides. Its product is annotated as chromatin modification-related protein EAF1 B-like. The transcript has 23 exons. Lineage: Eukaryota; Viridiplantae; Streptophyta; Magnoliopsida; Fabales; Fabaceae. Gene Ontology annotation, cellular component: NuA4 histone acetyltransferase complex. The record is from RefSeq and is a predicted model, not a curated record. The coding region runs from base 512 to 6505 and encodes 1997 amino acids.